Molecule: messenger RNA, 673 nt
Organism: Phoenix dactylifera (date palm)
Lineage: Eukaryota; Viridiplantae; Streptophyta; Magnoliopsida; Arecales; Arecaceae
Source: RefSeq, a predicted model, not a curated record
GAGAGAGAGAGUUGGAGAUAAGGGAUUAUGGAAAGCUCAAGAGCUGCUGUUCUACUGCUGGCCGUGGUGGUGGUGGCGGCGGCGGUGGGGGCGAUGCCGACGCAUGCGGGGAUGAGCGCAGCGGCAUGCAAGGCGGAGCGGCGGGCAUUAAUCAAUGCAUGCAAGGCGGUGCUGUACGGGGAGCUGCCGAGCCCGCCGUGCUGCGAGCGGGUGCGUGUGAGCCAUGUCGAGUGCGUGUGCCCUGUCAUCACUCCCAAGCUCGCCGCCCUCGUCGACGUCAACCGCUUCGUCGGCCUCAUCGAAGGGUGCGGCCGCCGGGUGCCUCACCACUUCAAGUGUGGCAGUAUUACUACUCCCUGAACUGCGAAGCUGGAAGAAAGAUGCUGAUUCUGAAAGGAUUGCCAGUAUGUAAUAAUAAAAACUUCUUAAUUAUGCUGUUUGAAAGUGUGGUGUUGAAUGAAAUAACGAGAGGAGAGGUUAAUUACGAACUCCGCUAAGAGGUUAUAAAGCAAUGGUUAUUAGUGUUAUGUCCUCCUUUAAUAUCUAGUAACAAUGUUCUUCUAGGUAUUGUUUAAUGCUUCCAAUACCUAGUGCAGUGAAAGAAAGUUUUAGUAUAAUAAUGUCGAUUCUCUUCUUUGAUGGAAGCUGACGAAUCCAAUCUUAUUUGCUGCGA